Rhinichthys klamathensis goyatoka is the source of this 1356-nucleotide messenger RNA. Its product is annotated as mucin-2-like. Bases 91 to 1356 code for a protein of 421 amino acids. Lineage: Eukaryota; Metazoa; Chordata; Actinopteri; Cypriniformes; Leuciscidae. The record is from RefSeq and is a predicted model, not a curated record. The transcript has 4 exons.
AUAGUAUCACCCAAAAUUGCACUAUUCAGUUUUUCACUUGUGAACUAAGAAGACAAAUCACAUAGACCUCUGCAAUACCGUUUGGUGUACAUGGUAAUGACGUUGAACAGCAUAUGGAGGGGGUGUUUCAUUUCAAAAAAUGCCAGAUGGACAGUUUUUCUCACCAUAUUAUGUGUAUGGUCUACCGUUUGUGGAGGUACAUCCUCCCCAACUACAACUGCACCAACAACACCGGUUUCACAAACAACCAGUGAAGUUUGUAUUAUAAAAACUAAAGCAUCCAUUACCACAGCUAUGACACCCAAACUAAAUCAAAAAUGUACAUCUGUGACUUUCACAACUACACCUCCUACAACUACGGAUUCAACAUCAACGGUAUCUACAAAAACAAAUGAAGCUUCUACAGAAUUUACAACAGCAGUUACAGGUUCAAACACAGUGUCAUCUUCAAUGACAACAGAAACUGAAUCUUCAACAACCACAGAUUCAGCCGCUUCCACAUCAACAAAGGAAGAAUCUACAAACACAGCUAUGACACCCCCAACCACAGUCACAUCCUCACCAACUACAGCAACAAAUGCUGCUCCAUCAAAAACAGCACAAUCUUCAACAACUGAAGCUUCAACAACCACAGCUGUGACUCCCACAAAUACGCCCCUAUUCUCAGCACCUAUAACUGCACCUCCAGCAACAGAAAAUGAUUCUCAAACCACAUCACUAUCUUCAACUUCUUCACUUUUCACGACAACAACCAGACCUGCUACCACAACAACAUUUUUCACUACCACAACCAUGCCAACAUUCUCAGAAAUUACAACAUUUAUGACAACAACAUCUUUACAAAAUGCAACUCAAAUUUCAGCGACACAAAAUCCAGCUCCAAAUACAUUUGAAGCUCAUAGCACUAUGUCUUUAGCGACCACUGCAACCAGUGCAUCAACACUCAUAAUUGUUACUCAAGAAACCACUAUGUCAUUGUCAAUGUCAACAACUGGUGACUCCCCAACUACAAUUGUAACUCCAAUGACUGAAUCUGGAGCUGCAACAACUGCAAACAUUGCAACAACUCAAACAACAGCAGUGGUUACAGGCAAGCUGCUGUUCAACUCCUCAUCUCCAGUCCCCAGUGAAUCUCUGGUCGUCAGUGCUAUCAACACUCUCCUGAAAUCCAGACAGUCACAGCUCAAUGAAUCAGUGAAGGUGGAGAAUUUCACCUAUCAGAAAAUCUCAGAAACAUCCUAUGCUGUCGUCUUUACAUUUAGCCUGAUUAACAUCAGCAUGCCAGCAGAUUCUGAUGUUAGAGGCAACACCGACCAGAGAUUGCAGGAUAUUAUCAAUAAUGCGGUAAAUACAUAA